AUGGAUACAGUUUCCAUAUCUAGACAGCGUGAUGAUGCUGAAAUCAUAGAUUCGUCCACGACAAAGGGACCUUCUCAGAAUGCACCUCAAAGUGAGAUCCCUGAGGUUUCUCUGUGUCCUCCGGAUAACGACAGCACGGAUAGUCAGAUGUGUCCAGUCAAGAUAGAGGAGAACCACCAAAUAUCACAGGGCUCAGCCUAUCAUUUACCACAGCCCAAAAAGUGCCCCUGCUGUGGCCACCAACAGUCACUCCAAAGCAAUGUCUAUCCUAGUCAAAUAAAUGCUUUCCAUCCAGCAGACUGUUCAGUGAACCCUGUUAAAACUGCCCAUAGCUGCAGUCCAUCCCACCUGCCUUCGUGUCACAACAAAAUGCAAUGCCAUUGGCUUCUUGGAUCUCAUGAUGGCAGUAACCACAAGCCUGCACAACGUCACAUUGUGACAGUGAGGAAUGAAGGUCUGCAUAGGAUUCCUAGAAGCUAUUCCCAGGUCAUAGUAGAAUACCCGAUGGCCAUACUCAUUUCAUGUACAGUAGUUCUGUUUGCCUGUUCUCUUGCUGGGAUUUUGACUGGCCCCCUUCCAGACUUCUCUAACCCUUUAUUGGGAUUUGAACCUCGUGGAACAGAAAUCAGUAUCCGUCUCAUAACUUGGAUGAGGUUAAAGCAAAACACUGGGCCUGGAAAAUCACUGUCCCCAGUUCCAUGGCAACUCAGAGAGAGAACUACAGCAGGAGAAGACACAAGUAGAUCUCAACCUCCAUUAAGACAACGAUCAAGAAGAAUGUUGCACCGAGAUUACACCGAGCACAACUUUUUUUGUAAUGCCCCAGGAGAGCGCUAUGCUCAGCUGGUCUUCCGCUCUGGUAACUCUGCCAGUCUCUGGAGUCUGAAGGCAAUUUACUCCAUGUGCCAAAUGGAACAGACACAGAUCCGUUCUGGGACCCAGUUUGAUAACCUUUGCCAGGUCAGAUCAGAGUUAGUCAGCUCCAUGGCGAAGAAUGAGUGCUGUCCAAGUUGGUCUCUUGGAAACUAUUUGGCUGUUCUCAACAAUGUUUCCUCCUGCUUCAGUCUGACUGCACAGCAGGUGUCUGAAAGUCUAGGUCUGCUUAGAUUCUGUGCUCCUUACUACCAUGAUAGAAGCCUGGUUGCAUCAUGUACUGAGAUGAGUAAAUUUGGCCACUGUGCAUCAGUCCCACACGGCUGUAAGCAGCCAAGUAUCUUCCAGAUUCUUCACUACCUGGUGGACAAGGACUUCCUGGGGCCACAGACCGUUGAAUAUAAGGUCCCAUCCCUAAAAUAUAGUGUUCUAUUCCUACCAGUGGAGAAAGGAGAUCCACUGAUGAAGAUUUAUGUGGACCAUCUAGAAGGUCACGAGCUCACGUACAACACCACCACCAUAACAGGAAUGGAUUUGGGCAUUAAACAAAAACUUUUCAAGUACUACUUGGCACGAGACUCUGUCUAUCCUGUUCUUGCAGCUCUUGUUCUUUUGUUCACAAUAGGCCUAUAUCUCAAAUCACUACUUAUAGCAGCGAUGUCACUGGUUGCUGUCAUAUUAUCACUUCUCACCUCAUAUUUUUUCUACAAAGUUGCAUUUCGGUUGACAUUUUUUCCACUCCUCAAUCUCGCAUCUGUCCUUGUUCUUUUAGGAAAUUGUCUGAAUCAAGCCCUUAUUUUUGUUGACUUCUGGAAAUUACAGCUAAGCCACAACCCACCAGCUGUCCCUGAGAAGAGAAUGAAUCGGGUUUUACAGGAAAUGGGAUACUUGAUAUUAGUAUCAGGACUGACAUCUAGCAUCACGUUUUACUCAGGCUACAUAAGCAGCAUCACAGCUGUGAGAUGCUACGCUGUAUACCUUGGCAGUGCCUCAUUAAUCAACACGUUAUUUGCCCUUGUUUGGCUUCCGUGCAUGCUUAUUUUGCAAGAACGCUAUGCUGUGCUGUCUUCAAACCCUGUCACAAAGUCUGCGUGGAAGCCCUGCUGUUCAAAAAAUGCUGGUGAAUUCUGUGAGACGAGUUCAAGAAAGCGCUGUCUUUUUAUAUUGAGACAGAAGCUUCGGAUGCUUGGGCGAGGGUUUUCUGACACAUCAAACCUGCUGUUUUUAAAGAUCCUGCCUUGUGGAGUAGUGAAAUUCCGCUAUAUAUGGAUCUGCUGGUUUGCAGUGUUGGCAGCUGGAGGAACAUACAUAUCGUGUGUGGAUCCUGGCAUGAAACUUCCGACUUCGGAUGGCAGGACAACUCAACUGUUCCGAUCUAGUCAUCCCUUUGAAAGAUAUGAUGCUGAAUAUCGCCACCAGUUCAUGUUUGAGCGAAUGAAGCAGGGAGAAGAUGAGCCCAUGACGCUGACUCUAAUUUGGGGUGUCAUUCCAUCAGACGAUGGCGAUCACUUUAAUCCAAAUAGCAAUGGCUCUUUAUCUAUUGAUCUGGAGUUCAAUAUGAGUAGUCCCCAAGCCCAAGUGUGGUUGCGAGACCUAUGUGGAAAAAUUCAAAACCAGAGCUUCUAUUCUGCAAUAUCAGCUGACCAAGAAGCAGCGGAAGACAAUGUGUGUUUUGUUGACAACUUGAUUCACUGGGUUUCCAUACGGCGUUGUUCCGAAAAUGAGGAUGCGUUUAGUUUCUGCUGCAAUAAUAUUCCCUUUCCUUACUCCCCAAGUGUUUUCGAGCAGUGCCUUAGCAUGAUGGUGGCAGAGCAGCAAGUGGAGGGCCACAUACCCAAUGCUGGAGGCCUACGGUUUGACUCAGAGGGUCGAAUCACUGCCCUUGUGGUAGUGUUCAAAACUGUACAACUUUACAGUUUCAACUUCAGCAGAAUGUCAGAAUUCUACCAAGAGGUCUUAUCGUGGUUUAAUGAGGAAAUAUCUAAGGCUCCGAUGGGACUGCAGAAAGGAUGGUUUGUAAGCCAGCUAGGCUUAUAUGAUCUUCAACAAAGUCUAAGUUCAGAGACAUUAGAGGUGGCAGGCUUUUCUGUAGCCCUCACAUUUGCAUUUCUUCUGCUCAUGACAUGGAAUAUUCCACUAAGCAUUUAUGUGUCCAUUGCUGUGGGAGGAAGUGUUUUUGCUACCAUUGGCCUCCUUGUGCUUUUAGAAUGGCAGUUAAAUGGUGUGGAAGCACUCUUCAUUUCGGCAGCUGCAGGUCUCUCUGUUGACUUUGUGGCCAAUUACUGCAUUUCAUACAGUCUGGCCCCACACAAUGACAGACUGGGCAGGGUUGCACAUUCCCUGAAGAGAAUGGGUUGUCCGGUAGCCACAGGUGCUGGAGCAUAUUUUUGUGUGGGCAUCAUUAUGCUACCCGCAACCGCACUGCUUUUCAGGAAGCUAGGAAUCUUUCUCCUGCUCGUUAAGUGUGUGGCAUGCGGCUUCGCCACUUUUUUCUUCCAAUCGUUGUGCUGCUUCUUUGGCCCUCAAAAGAACUGCGGGAAAGUAAUCUUACCAUGUGUCAUGAAGAAGGAAUCUUCCUGUUCAGAUGCAGAACCUGGGACUGCCAAUCCCUCAGCUAAUGGGGCAUUUGGCUGUGGCACAGGUUCUCGGGUUCAAAGGAAUUUUAAUAAAGAAAGUGAUGGUUUCCUCUGCCCAAAUCAGCGGUACCAUAGAAAGCGGCAACCCAGAGGGAGGGAGCCAGAACAGUACGAGCUGCAGCCUCUUGCUUGCCAGUUUAGUGACAGCUUUGAGAAUAGCACUUGCACCAGCAAGCUGUCCAACAGACCCUCUGUCCUUUCUGAUGACAUUCAGUUCUGUGGCCUUAGUCCAAGGCAAGACUAUGAUCGAGUCAGCAUUGAAGCUGACAGUGAAGAUAUGUCUAGCAGGCAUCUUAAAGGCUGCAACCCACCUCCAGCAUUACAGACCUCGUCCCCAUACAAAGACAACAUGUUACAUCCUAUAGUUGCUCCUCCACAAGAAUUGUCCAAAGAGAAGGUUUUGUGCAAGAAAUGCCAAACCCAGUCUAGCGGUGGGCUCAAUCUUUGGAACAUGUCUUUGUCAUCUUCCUCUAGUAUGGAAGAAAUCAUGAUUACUCAGACUACAGACACAGUCAAUGAAAUGUCGCUCUCAAUAAAUGAGACCACUAGCCAUCAUCUACACAAACGUCUUGUGUCAUGUCAGUCUCAGAGCUCCAUGGAGGGCCUUGAAGAUUCCAACGAGACCUGCCUAAGUGACAUUGAGCCUGCUAUCUCUGUCCCUCAAGCUAAGACAGAGGGAGAGUUACAACCUGGCCACCUAAACGGCAAGAGGGACACUUUACGUCUGUCUUUAAAGGAUACUGUAUAUGACCUUGCCUCUCCAGGGUCUGGCAGGGUAAGGACCACCCAAAGUGAAGUGCCAGUGAUCCUGCCCAACAGUAAACCCGAUAUGCCAGAUGUUUGGAUCAAAAGGAAAGGAAAGGGGGAAGGUGGCAGCUAAUCAAUAUUGUCAACACACUGAAUAAAUCUAAACAACAACAGCAUGGCCAGUACUUUAUAUGCUGGGCUGAACUUUUGUACUCAGCAGCUUAUUUAAUUUCUGAAACUGUCUGAAAAUGCAUACCAGACAAUAUUCUGCAGACACCACCAGGUAAUUCUACUAUUUGCUAAAUGUUUUUAAGAAUCCACAGUGCUCACCUAAAUUAUUAGGUUGUGCAGAGAACUGAUUUUUAAGCAUGAUUUCUUGCAUGUCAUGUAAACAUACACAGAAUGUGCACCCACAAUAGCCUUUGAAAAAGACUUUCUUCAGGGGCCUUAAACUGCAAACAGAAGAAACAUUUCAAAUACUUAGAGAACAAUUGUGCCUGAUCUUUAACAACCAAGCCAUGAGCUUUUUAACUAAACCUCAUACUUUUGAAAAAGUCACAAUAAUUAUGUUAUCAAUUUCUUUGCUUUAUGUUCUUUAGCCCUUAACAAUCAAUAUGGCAAUUAAUUAAUCUAAAUAAGUUCAAUUUCUAAACACUUGAAAUGGAAUGGAAGCACUACAGUUAUUUCAAAUUUUCUGCAUACUUAUGUAAGGCUAAAACUGUUUUCACACAAAUACAUUUUUAUUGUAUAUUAACAUAAAAGUUGUGAGGAAACAUCCUUUUGUUAGUACCAGCAGGGGUGUAAAUUACUUGAGUAAUUAUACUUCAUUACUAUACUUAAAUAUUAUUUUGUGGGAUUUGAACUUUACUCAAAUGCAAUUUAAACUGAAUACUUGUACUUCUACUUCAUUUCAUUUUCAAAGAAAAAAUUUGUACUUUUUACUCUUUACAAUUUUAAUUAGACUUGAAAAGUACUUGUUACAUUUUUGCAGAUCCUUUUCUUCCGUCUGAUCUUAAUUCUAACAAACCAAUCGAAUUACACUGAUGCCCAGUUUAAGUUAAAUGUUAUUUAGUCUGCCAGUUAGAUCCGUUUUAACAUAAAAUGUAACUGGCCACAACAUGGUCAUUGGUCACUGAAAAGCGACAUCACGUCUCAUCAGUUACCACAAUACACAGCACCUUGACCUGUGCCUGAGACAAAUUAUAACAAUUACUGGCAGAAGAUGGAUGAACAUGACUCAGCUGCGAGCAUGGUCCAAGCUCAGUCACCAGAGCGAGAGCACCCGUGGGCCUACUAGGGCUGGGGGGAAAAAAUUACAUAUUUUGUUUUUUUUUCGAUUCGAUAUCGAUUCUCAAAAGCCAUGGAUUGACCUUUUACUCUGUGUGCAACCCUCCACUACAAUGAGAGGAAAUCACUCGCAUUUGCAACCGAAUUUUGUGCUAUAUGAUUAAAAAUGUAUAUAUUUGGCAACUGGCUGGUAAAUGUUUCGAUUUUUAUAAUAAAUAUUUUGACCAGUGAAUUGAUAAUGGUGGAGUAUUUAGCAGCGAGAUGCUUUCACUGCAUCUUCUUGAGAGUAAAAGUUGUUCUGUGUAAUGUGUGAUCCAUGUUGCAGAUCCAUGCAAAUGUUUUGUCAUUGAAUGUUUCUUUUAAUACUCUUCCUAUUCUGUGCAGUAGAGAUUGACCGAUAUUGAUUUUAUUUAAACUGACACGAUACUGAUUAUUUGUAUAUUUACAUAUCCGAUAACCGAUAUGCAGAACCAAUAUUUUUAUAAAUGUAAUUAUUUUUUAUUUAAUCUUUAUUUUACAGAGAAAAUAUUUAAAGGUGCAAUUUGUAAGAUUCAGAAACCCUUGUUAUUAAUGACACCUGUUGCUCGCGCUCGUGCACACACUCUUUAGGGACACGAGCGAGCGAGCAUUGGCCAAAACAAUGACGUAACGUACAAAGAGACAAUGUGAUUCACUGGCAUCAUGCUGACAGAUGAGGUAGCAUAAUUAAAAUAACACAGUUAUGAUUGUUUUACUAGAAACUUUGAGACUGUAUAUUAUAUUUGACUCUCCAGUGCUGGAACAGGGCUAAAACAAAGUGUGGAUAAGUCUGACUAUGCGAGACUGUAGAUUGAAGUAAUCACUUUUCUUUGCAUGAUACAUUGACUGCAUUUAUACAAUAGCCUAUGUCGGCGUUAGCUAGCUAGCCAGCUUUAUCAAUAGCUGUUAGCUAAAUUUGGUGGAUGAUGACAGUAGCUGUUUAUAAAAUAGACUGUACAUUAUAAAUAUGUUGACACAAUUCAGUAUUAAUGUGUUUCCAUCACAACUGUCAUUUUGAUAUCGAUACGCUAUUGUUUUAUAAUAAUAGAAUGUAUAUAUUUUUUGUAUAACCAAGUUACGUUACACUAAAGAAUGGGUCUUUUUGCAUUAUCUUGAACAUUGUCUAGCAUUCAUUUACUGUGUUAUUGUAGUUUAGCUAAAAUUACACAGAUCAUGUGGCUACUGACAAAGCUUACAUAUAACACUUACAGUGCAGUAUUAAUAUAUUACAGUAUAUAUUAACCUGGGAACCUGGGGGAGAAAUGAGGGGGGAGUCAUGGGGAGAGGGAAAGGGCGAGCGGGAGAGAGAGAGGAGAGAGAGAAAACACGCUGUCACCCGGCCAUCAACCGCUCCUCCCCUUCUCGGCGGACAGCAGCGGUUCCUCUGUCUCUCGGCAGCCGGCAGCGACACUCCGUCCCCAGGCAGACAGUCGCGGCUGCUCCUUCUGACGGACGGCAGCGGCGAGGACUCCACGACAGCGAAUCCCUCCUCCUUCCCGUGUUUCGGCACCACUGUAACAGUUAAAGGAUGGGCAAGGAGGAGGCGGGAACCGGUUGAACAGUCAACAUAAAGUUUAAUGUAAAACUCAACUUAAAACAACAUAAAACACACACACAAGCAGCAUGGCCGCAUGCGUCUCUCUCUCUCAAACUGGCGUCCCCGGCUCCCCUUUAUCUCGCUCUCCCACUGAUCAGCUGAUUCAGCACCAGCCGUGCACUCUCAUGGCCCAGCCACGCCCUCCUCCUUGACACACUGCUUAAAUUGGCAAAAACAACCAAUCAAACUAUUACCUCACAAACAUAAUGUAAAAAGCAUAACUUAAUGAAGACUUAAUGCGCUGAUAUACACUCCACUUAUAAUGAGUGCUUAAAAGGGUUGUCCUUUGUUUUUUUCUGCUGUGCAUUUCACGUAAUGCUGCCAAUCAAGAAUGAUAUGCCGAUACAUAACUCUCAUUUGUGUGUUCCUCAUCUCUAGAUUAUUAAUUUAGAUCUAGAUCAAUGCCGAUAAAAAGCAUGGAUAAAUGAGCAUUGUUGAACGCAACAUUGUAGAAAUGAAUGGAGUUGAUUAGACUGUCUGACGGCCUAUUACGUAAGGGUUGUUUCGGCUCAUGAAACUCACCUGUGAUUGGCUGGAUGGUCGCUCAAUCAGCCCGAAGUAACAAAACGCAAAGAAUAUUGUAUACAAAUCCACCAUUUGGACUCGAUAUGGGUUUAGCUUGGAAAAGUGUGUGGAACAAAAGUCACCUUUUUAAAGAGUGCAGUCCCCCACUUCCCCCACGGCUGCUAUGCCCUUGGUCUUUGGGACUUUGCAGGAUUUGUCUUCAUGUGAGUUCAUCUCGGUUUCUUAGCACUUAAACUACACAUCAGGCAUUUCUAUUACACAUCUCACUAGAGCAUGAAUUUCUGUUACGUUUAAUAAAAUGUAUUUAGGCAAUACAUUGCAAAAGCAAGUUACUUUACCUGUGGACAACCCCCAGCAUUGUUUCCUCCCACAUGCCCUGCUGCAAUGGCCGUGUUGCUUGCAAUUUCAGAAACUACCGCCAGACGGCUCCAGUUAUCGGUGAAUACGGUAUUACAAAAAUGAUCUCCUAUUAAAGAAAAAUGCUUGAAUAUAGAAAGAAAAAAUUGAAAAUCCGAUUAUUGGUCAAUCUCUACUUUGCAGUCAGUUGUUAAUCAAAAACAGCAAAAAAUAAAAAUUUCAUUCUAAUCACGCAUAGCACAGACGAGAUAAAGCCGUUUGUGUCUCCUGUUAACUUUCGCUCAUUUACAGAUGGGUUUCCUUAAAGAGACAGUACCGGUUUUUAUAGCACGAAUUCAACAACUCAGUGUAAAUACCUGUGAAUAGUACAAAUUAUGCAAUUAAACAAUAAACGUAACAAAAUAUAGUAUCAUAUUUAUUGAUUAAAUACAUUGAUUUGUUCAGUUUUAAGAAGCUAAAAAGUGACAAAUGAUGAAAAACGAAUAAAAUAUAAGUAGAAAAAAAAUAUUUUUUUAAUGUACUUAGAUAAGGUCCUUUGUAUAAUUCAGAGCAUUAGCUGAGAGAGAAUUUAUUUAAUAUGUAAGCAAAAGGGACAUUAUAACUGAAAUAUACCCAUAUGAAUCAAUAGAGUCAAAAUCGAAUCGAAUGCUUGUGAAUCGGAAUCAAAUUGGGAAAUCUGUAUCAAUACCAGUCCCGGUUCCAGAUCAAAAUCAAUGAGAGUGCUUCUGAAAAUAGUGGGGGUGCUCUGUAUAAAAUGGAGACAUUUCAUAUUACACAUUUUUCUAAAGAUUAAAUUGUUUAAAUGAUACUAAAUUGAUGUAAAGAAAACAUUUUUAAAUAUACAAACAUUUAUUGCUUUAUCUGUGCAUUUUCGUUGAGCAGAAUAUCGCACUACCAAUAGUUACCGUUUUUUCUGGGGGUGGGGUUUCAAGGAGAGAGGGCACACUCUAAUGCAUGGUUGCCAGUUUGCACAUAAUAAGUAUAACAUUGGGGGGAUCACAUCUAUUAUCUGGCAACCCUGAACAUGUUAAACGCUUGUGGAGUUGUGUUGGAUCCCAAAAAAACCAAAACAAAAAAAACAUUCAGGAUAAAUUUGCCCUCUAACGUUACUUAGCACCCUCAAGCACCCCCAUAGAACAGGGCCUGAUCAAUACCCAGCCCUAGGUCCUACCUUCGUGAAUUAUUUUCCUUUAGUGGAGUUAAGGAUUCAUACAAGAUGAAAUGUCUCCUUUGUCUCCCACUCACCAAGGACAUUUUAAAAAAUUCACCAUCAAAUCUUUUGUCAUUCUUGCUAUGUUACUUUAACUUUUGAAUACUUAAGUACAAUUUAAUGUGGUACUUUUUUAUUUUCACUCAAGUAUGUUUCAGGCCAGAUACUUAGACUUUUGAGUACAAUUUUCACUCAGUAUCCAUACUUUCACUUAAGUAUAAUUUUCGAAUACUUUUUUACACCCCUGAGUACCAGACCCAUAAAGGUACCUCUUAAAAAAAAAUUUGAAAAAAAAAAAAAAAAAGGCAAAGAACGAUAACAGCCAAUUACAACAAUAAAUUGUUCUCAAGUCUGAAUGCUUCAGUCUAGGGAUAUUUUUCACUAAUGUCCCAAACAGAUUUCUAAUUCACUACAAUUGAGCCCUAUACAAGACUGUGAGAGAUAUCUCUCUGUUUAAUGUGUAUUUGAAAGAUUAGCAAUGUAUCAAGUGGUGUUUUGUGAUGUGCACAAACAUGUUAAUCCUUUAUAAAUUUGAAUGUUAGCAGAGGUUAUUUUCACCAGAUCAUUUUAAAAGAUAGUUACAGAGUUACGGAGGGUGUUCGGUUUUGCUCUGCAGAGCAAACCCUCCAUAACUACAGCAGUUCAUCUUUUAGAUAUUCAGUUUGAUUUCAUUUCAAUGUGUUCUUGACAUUGUCAAAACAUCUUAAAAAUACAAGGUGCCAACAUUUUAAAAGAAUGAUUCGUGCCAAUUAUUUUGAUGAAAUUAUGUAGCUGUAUUAUAAAACCUGCUGGUGUGGAAAUCCUGUUGUUAAAAGCCUGUGCGUAAAGUCAGAUUUUAAGUUGUGUCUGAAAUGUCUGAAGAUAAACUAUUAUGAAGAAGUUUAAUAAACAUUUAAUUU
Messenger RNA from Myxocyprinus asiaticus (Chinese sucker), 10149 nucleotides. Its product is annotated as protein dispatched homolog 2-like. Bases 1 to 4389 code for a protein of 1462 amino acids. The record is from RefSeq and is a predicted model, not a curated record. NCBI's taxonomy places the organism in Eukaryota, Metazoa, Chordata, Actinopteri, Cypriniformes, Catostomidae. Gene Ontology annotation, cellular component: membrane. The transcript has 8 exons.